Messenger RNA from Ostreococcus lucimarinus CCE9901, 1475 nucleotides. RefSeq lists its product with no specific name. Bases 1 to 1455 code for a protein of 484 amino acids. Gene Ontology annotation, molecular function: RNA binding; exonuclease activity. Gene Ontology annotation, cellular component: nucleus. The transcript has 2 exons. Lineage: Eukaryota; Viridiplantae; Chlorophyta; Mamiellophyceae; Mamiellales; Bathycoccaceae. The record is from RefSeq and is a predicted model, not a curated record.
AUGCCGACGAGCGCCGAGGAAUUCGCCGCGCUCGUGCGCGUGGUCAAGGAUGCGCAGCGUCGAUUCACCGCCGCGCCGAGCGAACACCCGGGGUGCGACUUCAAGGCGUGGCUCAAGGCGAACGUGAAGCGACCGGAGAACCAACGAGGCGAUCCGAGCCGGCACACGGCGGAGACGCUGAGAAAGUUUGUGGAGACGCUCGGGACGGCGCUCGGGACGGCGCGCGUGACGGCGCUGACGAAACACGAUCAAUGGCGGAAGAAACGCGCGGAGUGGGACGAGUGGGGCGACGACGAGGUCGUCGAUGCGAAGGGUGAUCGAGCGUGGGCGCUGGUGCGACGAACGCGAAAGCAUGAGGGGUUCGCGGAGGCGUAUUAUCGGUUGCCGUCGCACGAACCGCCGUGGCGACGGACAAAGUAUCGACCCGUGCGUUGGUGCGUGGAGAAAGAGAUGAAGCCGAGGUUGUUGGGGGUGGAUUGUGAGAUGUGUGAGACGGAUGACGACACGCGAGCGCUCGUCGGGGUGUCCGUGGUGGAUGAUGAGGGAAAUAUUUUGUUGAAGACGCUCGUGAAGCCGCCGGGGAACAUCGUCGACAUGAGAACGGAGAUUACUGGGUUGAAGGCGGAGAACGUCCUCGCGGCGCCGACGACGUUGAGCGACGUGCAGGAUAGACUCGUGGAGUUGUGUAAACCGGGAACUGUGCUCGUGGGUCAUUCGUUGAUGCAUGAUUUGAAGUCUUUAAAGAUUGACCAUCAACCCGUCAUCGACACUGGAAUGUUGUUUCGUUACAAGAAUCUCCCUCGGUCGACGCCGAGCUUGGCGAUUUUGUGCGAAACUUUGCUCAAACGAAAGAUGAGACAAACUGAGGCGGGCUAUCACGAUUCCGUCGAGGACGCCAAAGCGGCAUUAGACUUAGUGUUAUGGGCGGUUCGCGAGGCGAAACCCAUCUUUGAGGUGGACGCGCCGCCGCACAAAGUGGACGCCGAGGACCUGUGCAAGCUUUUUAUCCAUCGCAUUCCGCGUGGGACGAGCGCGGAGGCGUUGAAGAUGGUGUUCGAAGAAACCGAUCGAGCGCACAUCGAGAGCGUGCAGGGAAGCUUUCUCGAUGCGACGACGACGGACUCCGCGGCUCUCGGCGGCAAAAAAACCACCUCCUGCCUCGUCACGUUUACCGACACCAAACGCGCCAACGACGCGUUCGAACGUCUCGACGGUGCGGUAACGAAAGAUGCAAUCGGUCGCGCGCAGAAGUCUCGCGCCUUACCGCUCGAUUCCACCGAUCGAUCCGUCAGCGUCGUCGUCCGUCGGAUGACGUCGAGCGGUAGCGUCGUCUCCGCCGGCGCCGCCGCAGGCGCCAAGCGCCCGGCGAACAGCGUCCCGGCGACGGUUCCAAAGUCGAAAAAAGUUCGUCAGCGCAAGCCUAAAUCGAUCGCUCUUCCCGGCGAUAAAUCGUAGCCCGGAUUCGCGCGCGCGCG